AUGACGAUCAUAUUAUUCCUUGUUGACACGAGUGCGUCUAUGAAUCAACGCACAUAUUUGGGAACCGCUUUUAUCGAUGUCGCAAAGGCAGCUGUUGAGACGUUUAUGAAGAUAAGAUCCCGCGAUCCUAAUAGUCGAUGGGACCGAUACAUGUUGCUGACUUAUGAAGAUCCGCCAUUGAACGUCAAGGCAGGAUGGAAAGAAAGUCAUGCUACAUUCGUCAGUGAAUUACGUCAUUUAAAAGCUGGUGGACUCUCUACAUUAGGUUCAUCAUUGAAACAUGCCUUUGAUUUGUUGAAUAUCAAUCGUAUGCAGACUGGUAUUGACACUUAUGGACAGGGAAGAUGUCCAUUCUAUCUCGAACCUGCUGUGAUAAUAGUUAUAACAGAUAACAGUCCUUUAACUAGUACCAGUUCUGUACAACCACAGUUAAAUUUACCAAUGGAUUCCACUGUACCAGGCUCUGAGUUAACUAAAGAACCAUUUCGUUGGGAUCAAAGAAUAUUUAGUAUAGUUCUGCGAAUGUCAGGAUCUAUUCCGUCCGAUAUUGGUUCCUUCCCUUUUAUCCCGUCUGCCGAAACUCAUCCUAUUGAUGUCAUGUGUGAUGUCACUGGAGGUCGUUCCUAUGCAAUAUUUAAUCAAAAAAUGUUGAAUUCCUCAUUAGAAUCUCUAGUACAGAAAGUACAGACUGGUGUUGUUAUUAAUUUUGAGAAGUUUGGACCUGACCCACCUUCUAUUAAUGAUCGAAAUGAUUCUGAUGCUAAUGGCAAUCUCAAAGCACCCUGGCAUACUUGCCGUAAAUUAAUCUAUGUACCAAGAUCGGCACAGAAAGGUUAUUCUGUAGGUCACUGGCCUAUCCCAGAAGCAUUUUGGCCUGAUGCCACAAAUCCAAAUUUGCCACCAAGAACAGCUCAUCCCAACGUGAGGUUUUCUUGUACAUUAAGUGAUCCCAUGGUAAUAGAUAAUUUACCCUUUGAUAAAUAUGAGUUAGAACCCUCCCCUUUAACACAAUAUAUACUAGAGAGAAGACAACCCAAUACCUGCUGGCAGGUACAUGUGAGUAAUAGUGCUAAAUUUAAUGAUUUAUAUCAUCCAUUUGGUUAUAUUAAAGCUAGUAGUGCUCUAACAACAGUAAAUUUAUUUGUUAUGCCUUAUAAUUACCCUAUAUUACUCCCUUUAUUAGAUGAUUUAUUUAAAAUCCAUAAGUUAAAACCAACACCAAAAUGGCGGCAACAAUUUGACAACUACCUCAAAACAAUGCCUGGUUAUUAUGCUGGGCCUUUAAGAAGAGCUCUGGCGAGAAUGGGGGCACCUAACUUAGUGCCUGAUCAGAUGGACAACUGUCUUUCCUACAGUGUUAUUACCUACCUCAAAAAAUUAAAAAAUCAAGCCAAAGUUGAAAUGGACAGACUCUUAGCUUCUGUUGGUCAGAAAAUUCCAGUUCAUGAAGGCAUUAAAGUUAGCUCAAGGACAAAGACAUCAUUUUUAAAGAGAAAAGAUUUCAAUGAAUUAGUAGAGAAUUUAGGAGCUGUACCAAGUAUAAAACAAGAGUUACAAGAUUAUAAUACAUUUACUAUUGGUGUACCUGUUAAAGAUAUACAACCACAAUAUUAUAGAAAUCCAUACGACAUUCCACGAAAAAAUUUAUUAGACCAAGUUAAAAGAAUGAGAACUAAUUUCUUACAGACAUCAUAUAAUAAUACUAAAUUAGUAGAUGAAGAUCAACAACAUAGUAUACCAGUACAACAGAUGGGUAAUUAUCAGGAAUAUUUACGUAAACAACCUCCACCAUUACGUGAAUUAGAGAACACUCCAGCUAGACUUCAUACAUUUGGUAAUCCAUUUAAAGUUAAAUCGAAUGAAAUGAAGAUAGAUGAAGCUGAUGAGGCAGCAGUAUUUGGUACCAGUAAUAAUAAUCAACCAAAAUUAAAACGAUCUGUAUCAGAAUCACCACCAUCAUCUCCUGGACCUAGAAAACGUAAACCAGAUGAUCGUCCAUUAGAAAUAGUGCUUGAUUCAUCUGAUGAUGAAGUGAACGAGCAAACAAAGACAAUGAAUAAAGUGAACUCUGUCAAUCAUGUGAUGGAUUAUGAUACAUCGAUUGUGAACAAUAUGAAACCCAAUGCUAAUAUUGAUAUGAACAAUAAGAAAGAGCUAGGAAUCUGGUUAUAUAACAAUAAAUUAAAAUAUGUUUGUUUUAAAGAAGUCAAAAAGCCAGGCAGACGUUAUGAACAGUUAUUUUCUCUAAUGAACACAGUGCGGGGCUCAAUUGAAGUGAGGUGUGCUUUUGUGAAAGAAAUAAUUCAUGAGGCUAACAGAUUUAAAAAGAAAACUUUAGUUCAAAUGUUAGAACAGUUUGAACAAUCUAUGAUUAAAGUGGAAAAAGCUGGUGGUGUCAGAUGA
Molecule: messenger RNA, 2403 nt
Organism: Lottia gigantea (owl limpet)
Lineage: Eukaryota; Metazoa; Mollusca; Gastropoda; Lottiidae
Exons: 18
Coding region: 1-2403 (800 amino acids)
Biological process (GO): snRNA 3'-end processing
Cellular component (GO): integrator complex
Source: RefSeq, a predicted model, not a curated record